Medioppia subpectinata is the source of this 1026-nucleotide messenger RNA. NCBI's taxonomy places the organism in Eukaryota, Metazoa, Arthropoda, Arachnida, Sarcoptiformes, Oppiidae. The record is from the annotation of a GenBank genome assembly.
AUGGAUACCCAACUUGUUGACUUUCACGAACUAACGACAAGAAAUAAAAACAUGUCAACGACUAGUGAUAGAGCGUGUUUGGUGUGCGGCGACCGUACGGUCAGCGGGACACAUUUCGGGGCAAUCACUUGUGAGUCGUGUAAAGCCUUUUUUCGCAGAAAUGCACUCAACAAUCAAAAUAAAUAUGUUUGCAUUUCUGCGGGUAAUUGCAAAAUAGAUGUCGAAACCAGAAUAUAUUGCAAGAAAUGUCGUUUGGAUAAGUGUUUUGCCAUCGGAAUGAAAAGUAGUUUGAUUAUUGUUAAACAAAAACGUGGCGUAAAUCCAGAUAUUAAUGGAAAUUAUGAAAAUACACAACAAUUAAACAAUAAAUUACAAGUGAAUGGAAAUAUGUUUGAUAACAAUAAAUGCAAGACAAUUAAUGAACAAAAUAAUAAACUAUCAAAUAAUCUAAACGUAAAUCAAUUAACUGCUAACAAACUGAACUCAAACAAUACAAUCAAACCUCUAGUUAUGCCAAUUAUAAGACCAAUCAGUGAUUACAGCAAUACAUUCAAUGAAUUAGAGAGCAAUAGAUUGUGUGAAUUGUUGGACGCGUUAAAACUGAUGGUCUAUCCGGUGGUCAAUACCGGGGAUCAGCUAAUCCUCCAGAACUUUAUGGAAGCACACGAUGUGGUGCUCGACCGACAGGAACACGAGAUUCAAAACAUUAUUAAAAUGUCCAAAAGUCUGCACACAUUUAAUUCGCUAACUGAACAUGAUAAACUAGUUUUAAUUAAAUACUCGGCCAUUCCCAUUAAUAAUUUGCGAUUGUUAAUGAAAUUUGAUUAUGAUGAUAUGGCGUGGACUGUAUGCACGAAAAAUGGCCUGUUUAAUGUGCGACUAGAUUUGUUCAAGAUGAGUUCAAAUAUGGAUCCAUAUAAUAUUCAUCAUAAUUUUCUGACAAGUAUGGGUCUUGAAUGGGAUUCAGAAGUUCUGGCCAUUCAUUUACUAUACUACUAUUUAACCCAAACUGUCCAAAACUUAUAA